UGUUGAACGCAAAUUUGAAAAUUCGCGAAACGCGAGACAUAAAAUUCUAGAGCGACUGAUAGGUUAAGGUAACCUAGUCUGAGAAGUGAGAGCGGCGAAGUCGCGAAACUACCGCGAACCAGUUGAACGAGUGAAACGAGAUUUUUAAUGAAUAUUUACGAGCAUAAUAAACAAUUCAUUGAAUAAUUAGGCAGUCGACAAUUAUUUCUUAUGUAGAAUCAUUUGGGAGAGCUUAGGUUUCCUCCUCCUGUAAUCCGAUUAAAAAUGAUUGACGUUUCAAAUAGGUUAUGCGCAACUAGGGACUAGGGAGGCAUUAUAAAUGACGAUACGGCUCUUUAAAUAUUUCGCAUUUAAUUUAACGUCGUGAAAAAUAUGAUUGGGAUGCGAAUGAAUGCGUUUAACGAUAGUGGACUUGGGGAGCCGGAGCAAGAUGCGAACACGGCCCUCAUAGAACUUGACAAAGGUUUGCGUUCCACCAAGACUGGAGAACAAUGCGAAGCCAUAGUACGUUUUCCUCGACUGUUCGAAAAGUAUCCCUUCCCAAUAUUGAUAAACUCGUCCCUGUUGAAAUUGGCCGAGGUAUUUCGCACUGGAAGUAACUUCCUGCGAGUGUGGGUUCUGAGAGUGUGCCAGCAGAGUGAGAAACAUCUUGACAAGAUCUUGAAUGUAGAUGAGUUUGUGAGACGUAUUUACAGCGUUAUACAUUCAAACGAUCCAGUCGCCAGGGCUCUCACCCUGCGCACAUUGGGCAGCGUAGCCGGCAUCAUUCCCGAGAGGCAGCAAGUACACCACAGUAUAAGGAGAUCUUUGGACUCUCACGAUUCGGUUGAGGUAGAAGCUGCAAUAUACGCAGCUCAAAUGUUUGCGGCACAGUCCAAAUUGUUUGCUGUAUCCAUGUGCAGUAAGAUCUCUGAUAUGAUUAGAGGACAAGCCACCCCCGCCUCGAUGAAGUUGCAGCUUAUACCGAUUCUACAGUACAUGCAUCACGAUACUUUUACAGCGUCAAUGGUAAAUGAAUUGUGUAUGGAGCUUCUCGCGAGUUAUCCGGCAGCAGAAUUUGUCAGAGUCACUCUAAGUGCACUAAGCACCCUGGCUUCUGCGACAUUAAUAGACGUGCCACAACAGGUUGCAUUAUUAUUACGCUAUUUGCAAGACGACCCGAGACUGUCCGUUAAACGUCACGCCUUGCAUCUUUUGCACAGUUUAGCUAGAAGAGGGGCACAUCUCUGGCCGCAGGGGGCCCUUAAUAAUUUAAUUGAGAGCACUACAACGCUUUUGCAAGACGGUGCGGGAAAUACGGAUCUUCUCAUCCGCACUUUAGCUGUAAUCGAGGUACUCAGCCAAAAUGCUGCAACGUGCGAUGCAAACAUGGAAGAAAACAGUCCCUUAUUGCAAUUGUGUUUAAAUGCGUGUUAUUCGCCCGAUCCAUUUGUCGCAGUAAAAGCCAUUACUAUACUUUCUAGAGUUGCCUGUUAUUGUUAUCAAGAAGGAUUGCCCGCUUAUGGUAUACAAGACGUAAUUUCCUGUCUCGAAUCUCUGAUCGCAUUACUAGUUUUGGACGACAAACAUUUGCAUCAGUUGAAGGCGUGCCUACGUUCGACGGUGAAACUAUGUCAGUCGCAGCCUAGUCAUUGCGCUAUAUUUGUCGAUGCUAUUGGUUCUACUCUUGUCAACGCUAGUGCAGAAAACGGUCAGAAUGAGAAGCAAACGGUCGCACUGUGCGAAGCCUUGGGCGCUAUUGGUAGUUUAGAAGAGAAUACGUUGCUUCCGCUUUUACCGGACAUUUUGAUCAAGCUUAAACAGACAUCUCAUGUACAUACGAAGGUAAUGCUUUGUACAUUACUAUUCCAAAUGGUGGCUGGAGGAUACGAAUGGAAUUCGGAAUGUUUAGAGGCGGUAGAAAACAUCGUGAGAAACGUGGACGGUUGGGCGAAAUAUCGCAUUGCGCGCAGCGCCGCGAGAUACGGCCAUCAUACAAUUGCCACUGAAAUAUUUAAAGGUCUUAAAGAAACUGUAGCAUCGGAGCAGCUACAUUUUUGGCUGUCCGGUUUAGAAUUAGUUACAAAAGCAGAAUGCUGUCUCACGAAUAAGACGGAAGGCAAAGAAAAUGUGAGUAAAGCCGAGAUUGUGGAAAAACUGAAUGGCGCGAUAGCGCGUUAUGCAAGCGCUUGCGCAUCCCUCAAAGCCGCUAGCACUCCGUUACGAAGUUUACAAUUUCCAAGCGAAUAUUCGAAAUUACGUUGCGAAUUCCUGCAAUCCAUAGCACAAUUAUUACAUUCGUGCAUAUCUUUAUGUACCGCACCACCACCCGCUAUAGCUGUUACAGUCGUCAUUGCGACGAAAGACGAUCUCCAGAGAUAUGGACGCGUUACGCAUCAGUUAAGAAAAUCAGCGCAAGAUUUGAAAAACUGUGCGGAAAACUAUCAGAAGCUAUAUCAAUCAGCCUUCGAUGCUGAUCCGGAAUCGUUGGCGAAUAUUCGGGCAUUACAAGAAAUCUGUCGGUUGCUCGCAAACAGCGUGGAACGAGUUUGCGGGGAGCCUGGUAUCCCAAUGUAUCAGCAGCAGAACGAUCCCGUGAAUUUCCAUUUCGGCGACUCCGUGGAGAUGCGACAAUUGGCUCGCUGUUGCGCCGAGCUGCGCCGUUUAGCUCCAUCCUGGAUGGGCAGCGAAGGCAAGACCGUAGCAAUUAGCCAUCCUAGAGUUAGUUGCUUGAUGUCGCAAGUGACGCUGCUCGCUGGAGGAACCAUGAGAUUGCCGAUUCCACGGUACUUCUUCCAAACUCUGCAAACUACUAGCAUUAAACUAUCGGUGUCACCUCAACCGCGUGUUCUCGGUGAGCCCGUGUCUGUGCCGCAAGGCAGUCAACUGGCGCUCAAAGUCGAAGGAGUAUUGCGACACGGUCGAUGGGCAUCUCUUUUCCGUUCCGUCGCUGCCGUGUGCAUUUCCAUUUCAACGACGCCACCUUCGAAAAUAAAUUCUGAUCAAAAGGAUUCCAAUAUGAAUGAAUUGCAACAGACUGUAACACCUCACCGAGAUUUCUUCGCUUGUGAAUUUUUACUGUCUUUGGGAAUACCUGGAUCUACGAUUAUGCCCCCAUGUACGGUUGGUGCAAACAUUGUCCCGGGUAGCGGUGGUCAAUAUCAAAUCACAGCGAGCGCGAGUAUACUUGACAAGGACGGCAACGUAUGGAAGUGUGGUCCACGUUCCACGUUACCCGUUAGAGUACACGAGGAACCUACCAAGAGGAAAUUACCUUAAGGACACGUACUCUGUCGGUCGUGGCAUCGGAGUGACGUUAGCCAUCAAGUAGCGAGUGUCGACGUUUGAGUGGACGCGCGGGCGACGGCCCUAUAAAAGGGA
Messenger RNA from Wasmannia auropunctata (little fire ant), 3360 nucleotides. It is a transcript of the gene INTS7, whose product is annotated as integrator complex subunit 7. NCBI's taxonomy places the organism in Eukaryota, Metazoa, Arthropoda, Insecta, Hymenoptera, Formicidae. The record is from RefSeq and is a predicted model, not a curated record. Gene Ontology annotation, cellular component: integrator complex. The transcript is spliced from 14 exons. Bases 373 to 3258 code for a protein of 961 amino acids. Gene Ontology annotation, biological process: snRNA 3'-end processing.